Symbiodinium natans is the source of this 1173-nucleotide messenger RNA. The record is from the annotation of a GenBank genome assembly. NCBI's taxonomy places the organism in Eukaryota, Dinophyceae, Suessiales, Symbiodiniaceae.
AUGGCAGACGAUGGCUCGCAGGAUCAAGAGUUUUCUGAGUUGCUGGGGUUCCUGCAAGACCAGAAGCCUGAAGUGAGGCGCUUUGCUGCGGAGGGUGUUCUUGGGCAGACGGAGGACACCAGCUUUUUGGAUUUUUGCCGACGGACUCCGCGCACUGCAGCGAGGCCCCUCCUGCGCUUGGCGGAGAAGGCCGAAGCCGAGGCAGCAGAGGCAGCACAGAUCGGCAGCAAGGGCGGGAGCUCUCAGGCCGAGAAGACUGCGGCCAUUCAGGCCGCAAGCAGCAUGGCUGCCUGCGUUUCGGCUUUGAAGGCUCUGGUGAACCUGUCCACCAUCCCCACCGUUCAGGAAGAGCUAGUUGCCCUGAAUGCGCCAAAGCGCAUCACCGAAUCCUUGCGAUCGGGUUGGCUGGAGGGUCGAGCUACGAUGGCCCAUUGGUAUGCAAUGCUGCUGGCAAACGUCUCCACUAGCGUGAAAGGUCAGCAAGCGCUAUGUAGCGAUGAAGGCAUGCUCAAAUUUCUGGUUGCAGCCUAUGUGACUAAACCACGGCCUCCUCCAAGAGAUGGCUACGAAGAUCCGCUGCUUUGGCUUGGGAGUUUGCUUGUCAAUGUGUUGGUCGUGCCUGAAGGGCGCAAGCUCUUUGCUCUGGGUGAGCAUCACGCGCUGCCCACCAUCUUCGGCGAGCUGGCAGAUCGCGGCCGAAGACAGGACAUGAUCAAUGCCGUGAAGAACAUUUGCUUGGACUCGGAGUGCCACCAGACCAUCAUUACAACAGAUCUGAUCUCGCAGAUGGCAAGGUUCCUCUGCCCGUGGGACAGCCUCGAUGCGGAAGCGAAGUCCGCGCUGCCGGGGGCGCUGAAGGAGUGCCUGGAGAAGGAGGGCGCAUCGCUCACAGGUGACGUUGCUGUUCGAUCGGCCGCUGCUGUGAGUUUCAUGGGCCUUUGCCGCUCACUUGCUGGCCGAGACUAUCUCCGUGCCUCUGGAUGCGAGCAGGUCUUGCGUGCCUGGCAGGCCCAAGAGAUCGAUGGCACUAUCAAGGAGCAACUCGAUGUUGUACUCCCGGCGUUGGUGCUGUCUGAAGACGAGCUGAAAGCUGAGCAAGAGAAGUUGGCAUCCCAGCAGCACACGGAGUCUACGACGGAGGCUAGGGAGGCUGGUCCAGCGGAGGAUCCCUGA